CAUGGCAACUAUUUUUUGUUAUAUAUUUAGCAAUAGACGUCACAUUACGGAAUGGAUCAAUAUAAUAAUAUUAAAAUUCAUCCUAUUAGUAAUACUGAUAGAUACAUUCAUAUCGAGAGAAAAGGGAAAAAUAUAAUCAGAAGUACUGAAGAUGUCAAAAAGAAUUCUUGUCCCAAUAUUAACCUCAACACCGUGACUCAUUCAAGUGUGUUUGCUGAUAUUGACCAGGAAGGUCCCGAGUCUGAACCGAACACGUUUGAUGGACGCUUGGACAGUGUGCGAUCCGGAGAAUCUUUAAUUAAGUGCUACACAUUUGAAAGCGAAUGCAAUAAGGACACAGACAAAAUAAUCGCAUUUUGGAAAGCAAUUGAUGAGCACAAGGAAAUACAGCCAGUGAGGUCCACCAUCCGUGAGAGACAAAGCACAGUAGGGAGUGAAAGAAGCGAGUCUACCAAUUCAGAACGAUCUGAAGAAUAUGCUUGGUAUAACGCAUUAAUGGAAAUGAAAAAGCAGAAGAUGGACCAAGUCGCACUUGUUGCUAACGGACGCCAGUGCCAUUUUUGCGAUCUCACACAAACAUGCGCAUCAAAGUCAAAAAGAAGUCAAACCGCUCUUGAUGGCACCGAAGAACUUGAUGCAAAAGACCUAAUAAAAUUAAAUGACUGGAAACCACAAACACCGAAGAAGCCUAAAUCAGAAAGUACCGAAGUGCUUGACAAAUUAAAACUCCAUUCCAGUGAGUUGGGGCCUGGUGAAGGUUUAGGUCAAAUUCGUGGCACAUCAAGAGAAUUGAAAGGAGAGGAGCAAAUACACGACGACAGUCCCCUAUACCGCGAAUCACAAGACAUUCCCCAGAGAGAAACUGCCCACGUCGAAAAAGCCGAAGAAGAGUUCCAAGGUGACAUUGCCAUUGUCGAAAAUCAACAGCAACCGAAAGAUGCAUCAUCAGAUUACGGUCUAUGCAGCGGAUCUAAAUCUCAAAGCUGCCAAAUGGAGCCGCUUCUAGAUCUAUCACCGAUAGAACAAUGUCCAAUUUGUUCGUACGAGCACUGCGUAUGUAGAGAACGUCUAGACGAACAAACGAAAGAAUUUAUGGAAGAGUUACAAAAUCGCCUUCACAAGACCGACCAACCGGAAGAUAAACCGAAUGACACUGAGAAAAGUGCGGCGAUUUGCUGCGAGUUUUGUGAUGAUCCACACAUCUGCUCGCUGAUGAGCAAAGAUCUUACUGGAGACACCAAACUACCAUCAACCAUGGAAGACGACUACCUAAAAAUUAUCUUUAAAUUGAACUCGCUCACUCAGUCACUCAGCGAUGUUAUACCAGUGGAAACGGAGAAGGAAACGAAGGACAAUUCUGGGCAGAAAGUCAAAAAGGUAACUUAUGUCAAGGCGGAGGACUCGAAUCUGUUCGAUCCAGCAGAAUCUACCAUAAUUACACCAAAAGCGUCACGAAGUGUUAGCAUUGUUGGGGUAGAAAGAUACGUGGAAAGUGACGAUAGUCUAAUAAUUUAUGUUGAACCAUUGUCCUGGUACGCAUCGGAAUCUACGAAAUGAUCUGCGAAUUGACUAUAUACACUUUUUUAUGAACAAAUUCAUUUUGUAAUUGAUGUUUUGUUUUAAGUAAAUGUUUUAUGUAUU
This is a messenger RNA of Photinus pyralis (common eastern firefly), 1641 nucleotides long. RefSeq lists its product as uncharacterized. NCBI's taxonomy places the organism in Eukaryota, Metazoa, Arthropoda, Insecta, Coleoptera, Lampyridae. Bases 52 to 1557 code for a protein of 501 amino acids. The record is from RefSeq and is a predicted model, not a curated record. The transcript has 5 exons.